Molecule: messenger RNA, 1905 nt
Organism: Manihot esculenta (cassava)
Lineage: Eukaryota; Viridiplantae; Streptophyta; Magnoliopsida; Malpighiales; Euphorbiaceae
Product: solute carrier family 40 member 2
Exons: 8
Coding region: 120-1694 (524 amino acids)
Biological process (GO): iron ion transmembrane transport
Cellular component (GO): membrane
Molecular function (GO): iron ion transmembrane transporter activity
Source: RefSeq, a predicted model, not a curated record
AAAAUAGCCUUGAAGUUAUCUCAAUUCCAGAAAAAUCUCACUGGUUUCAAACAAAACAUUUGAGCUGAGGAGUAGGUGGACCAUUGAAUGAGAAGGCUCAAACAAAACAAGGAUACGGGAUGCUGAAACAGCCACUGGUUGACCGACAACAGCAACAAGGAGAUUCUUCUUCUUCCACUUCUCACCCUACAUCUCUCAUCAGAUGUUUGUAUAUUGCCCACUUUUUCGCAAGAUGGGAUGCCAGAAUGUGGGAAUUCUCAGUUGGUCUGUAUAUGAUCACUUUGUGGCCAGAUUCCUUAAUGCUUGCCGCUAUUUAUGGAGCUAUUGAAUCGGCCUCUACUGCAUUUUUUGGCCCCAUCGUCGGACAAUGGGUGGAGAGGUCGACAUAUGUUAAGGUUCUCAGAAUCUGGUUGGUGACCCAGAAUCUUUCAUUCAUGGUUGCUGGAUGCACAGUAAUUGCACUAAUAGUAUUUUCAACCUUGAAGACAACAAAUUUUACAGCAUUUAUCUUGCUUGUGAUAUUAACCAACAUAUCUGGAGCAGUUGGUGUGCUUUCCACUCUUGCUGGUACUAUCCUAAUAGAAAGAGAAUGGGUAGUGGUGAUAUCAGAGGGCCAGCCUCCAGGUGUACUAACAAAUAUGAAUUCAGUGAUUCGACGAAUUGAUUUAACCUGCAAGCUUCUGGCUCCAGUGGUUAGUGGCUUCAUAAUCAGCUUUAUAUCAGUUAAAGCCUCUGCUAUGACUUUAGCUCUCUGGAAUACUAUAGCAGUUUGGAUGGAAUAUUGGCUUUUUACGUCUGUAUAUAAAGGGAUUCCAGCCUUGGGCGAGAGCAGCCAAAGAAAGGUCUUAAGAUUUUCACAUAGCGAUCAUGAAGAGACUGCAUCUCUUUCCAGCCAACAAGCGAGCUUACUUUCUCAAAAUGAGGAAACUUCAGCAUUGGAAGACAAAAGCUGGAGAAAGAAAUUAAGCGAAUGGAUUUCCCAGGCUCCUUUUCUUGGUGCCUGGAGUACUUAUUUACAGCAAGAUGUUGCGGUUCCUGGAGUAGCUCUGGCUUUGUUAUACUUCACAGUUCUCAGUUUCGGCACCUUGAUGACAGCCACCUUAGAAUGGGAAGGAAUUCCUGCAUUAGUACUUGGAAUAGCACGUGGAGCAAGUGCUUUGAUUGGCAUAGGCGCAACGCUUGUAUAUCCAAUCUUGCAGUCUCACAUCCAUACUGUCAGAACAGGACUCUGGUCAAUCUGGUCUCAGUGGAGCUGCCUGUUAUUAUGUGUAGCUUCAAUAUGGGUCCAAAACAAUCUCUUGUCAGCUUACAUGCUGAUGGCUGGAGUGGCAACAUCUCGCCUUGGCUUGUGGAUGUUUGACCUAUCUGUGAUUCAACAAAUGCAGGAUCACGUUCCUGAAUCUGAUCGUUGUGUUGUUGGGGGAGCUCAGAAUUCUCUUCAGUCUACUCUGGAUUUGUUGGGAUAUGUGAUGGGAAUAAUUAUCUCAAACCCACAGGAUUUCUGGAAAUUGAUAUUAAUUUCUUUUUCGACGGUAACAUUGGCUGCAUUGCUCUAUAGCAUACAUGUUUAUCGAGUGAGGAAGCACUUGUUCCAUUUUGAAAAGCUUUUAGUAUUGGUGAAGAAGAUGAUGAUUAUGAUAAGUUCUCCUGAAAAAGGAAAUGGGUAUUCAGUCUUGAGUGCAUCGCCAUGUUAAUUACUUGGAGAGAAAGAAGCGUGGUUGGAGAAUCGUAAAUUUCUGAUGAGUCUCAUGUGAGAUAAAAAUAAUAAGUUUGACUGUACUUGAAUUUGACAUUUUUUAAUUUUUGAUAAAUUUUUUAGUUUUAAAUAUGAAGACAGUGCAAUAAGAUAAAAUAGUUAUUUUUUUAAUGAAAAAAAUAUUAUGAAACCUGGUUCCUGGUUUUCGG